AUGGAAAUACUCAGAGAACAACAAGGAUACAUAGUCAACCAAAGAAAAUUUACCUUGGAACUCCUGGCUGAAUUUGAUUGUCAAGGGCCUACUGUCUCUUCUCCUCUUGAUCCAUACUCCAAGUUGCACGCUGAAUUAGAACCACCCAUGGAGGAUCCCACUCUUUAUCCUCGUUUGGUGGGGAAACUCAACUAUCUCACCAACACUCGGCCAGAUAUUUGUUUUGCUGUCCUUUGCCUCAGUCAAUUUAUGCAAAGACCCUCGCUUUCCCAUUUUUCUGCUGGUCUCAGGGUACUCCGCUAUCUUCGAUCCAACCCAGGUCAAGGUAUCCUUCUUUCCUCUGCUCCUUCUUUUGAUCUCAUUGCAUUUUGCGGUGCUGACUGGGCUGCUUGUAAAGAUUCUCGUCGCUCCGUCAGUGGCUUCUUCAUUACCCUUGGUGGUGCCCCUAUUUCAUGGAAAUCGAAGAAACAAAUUUCCAUCUCUUUAUCAUCCGCUGAGUCUGAGUAUAGAUCCAUGAGACAUGUGACCGCUGAAAUCACUUGGCUUGUUCGUCUUCUUGCUGUUUUGUCUGCUUCCCCAACUUCGCCGGUGCCUUUACAUUCUGACAGUCAGGUGGCGAUUCAUAAUGCCCGCAAUCCCGUUUUCCACGAACGCACUAAACAUGUGGAGUUGGAUUGUCAUUUUGUUAGACAGCAAUUUCUUGCUGGUUUAAUAUCCCUCUCCUUCGUUCCUUCAAAGUCCCAAAUAGCCGAUCUCUUCACUAAACCCUUAUCUGGGGUUUCUCAUACCAAUAUCAUGAACAAGCUAGGGGUUUCGUCUCUACCCUCCAGCUUGAGGGGGGAUGAUGAAGAAGAGAAGAAAACCAUGAAGAUUUCUUCGCCAAUUUUACACAGAAAAGAGAAGGAAGAAGGAGAUGAGAUAUUUCAGACAAACACCUAA
Nicotiana attenuata is the source of this 939-nucleotide messenger RNA. RefSeq lists its product as uncharacterized. The transcript has a single exon. Bases 1 to 939 code for a protein of 312 amino acids. Lineage: Eukaryota; Viridiplantae; Streptophyta; Magnoliopsida; Solanales; Solanaceae. The record is from RefSeq and is a predicted model, not a curated record.